Messenger RNA from Saimiri boliviensis boliviensis (Bolivian squirrel monkey), 1761 nucleotides. RefSeq names its product tripartite motif-containing protein 60-like. Gene Ontology annotation, molecular function: zinc ion binding; protein binding. Lineage: Eukaryota; Metazoa; Chordata; Mammalia; Primates; Cebidae. The record is from RefSeq and is a predicted model, not a curated record.
AUGGCUGAGAAAACGCCUCUGUUCCCAGGGGAGGGAGGGGCCGUCCGCCCCAGGAGCCGCCUCGCGGACAGGAGCGCCCCCGCCACGCAGACAGGAGCGCCGCUCCCCGCCGGGAGCAGACCUUCCUGGGGCCCAGCGAGGCUCCUGAGCGCCCGGGAGAAGGGGAGCGCAGGUGGACUCCAAAAGGCGACAGCUCCAGCCCCGGCUGGGAUUGGGGGAACCUGGCGAGGGGGCCUCCAUCCCCACGGGCUCGGGAUGGAGUCCUCCGAGUACCCCGGAAAAUGGGAAUGCAGUCAGAGUCGCGGUGGCCGAGAAGCUGCCUUUGAGUCCUCCACGGGGAGCUGGGAUUGCUCCGCACAGGGCUCAAUGGCUGACCUUCAAGCAGUGGCUAGCUGUCCCAUCUGUCUGGAUUACUUGAAAGACCCAGUGACCAUCAGUUGUGGGCAUAACUUCUGUCUCUCCUGCAUCAUUAUAUCCUGGAAGGAUCUAGAUGAUAGUUUCCCCUGCCCUUUUUGCCACUUUUGCUGUCCCGAAAGGAAAUUGACAAGCAAUCCUCAACUGGGUCGUUUGACUGAAAUUGCUAAGCAACUCCAGAUAAGAAGCAAGAGAAAGCGGCAGGAAGAGAAGCAUGUAUGUAAGAAGCAUAAUCAGGUUUUGACCUUUUUCUGUCGGGAAGACCUAGAGCUUUUAUGUCCAAGGUGCAGUUUCUCCACUGAUCACCAGCUUCACUGUGUUCGGCCCAGAAAGAAGGCUGCCUCCCAUCACAGGAAAAAAUUGGAGGAAUACAAUGCUGCAUGGAAGGAGAGAGUGGAACUAACUGAAAAAAUCAUAACUGUACAAACCAGAAAAUCGUUAGAACUGAAGAAAAAGGUAAAACAUAAGGAAGAAGAAGUCAGGUCUGAAUUUGAGCAACUUAGGUUAUUUCUCCAAAAGGAGCAAGAGACUGUUCUUGGGCAAUUACAAGCUGAAGAGACGGAUAUUUUAGCACAACUAAAUGAAAGCCUAAGAAAAUUCUCAGAUCAUACCUCCUCAUUAAAAUAUCUACUAAAGGAGAUACAGAGCACAUAUGUAAAGCCAGGACUGGAAUUACUGGCAAAUGUUAAGGAUAUCUAUCACAGGUACAAAAAUUUCAAAUUCCUUGAACCUUUUUCAUUCAGAUUAAAAGAAUACGGUUACCGUCUGCCUCCACAAUAUUCUGGCCUAUAGAAAAUUAUCAAGCGAUUUCAAGUAGAUGUAAUUCUAGAUCCUGAAACAGCACAUCAUAAACUUGUAGUCUCAGCAGAUAGGAAAACUGUGCGCUAUGGAAAUACAGUGCAAAACUUACCUUCAAACCCAAGAAGAUUUUAUCGCCUCCCAGCUGUUGUGGGUUCUAAGGGCUAUAGUAGUGGCCGGCAGUACUGGGAAGUAGAAGUGAAAGACAAGCCUGAAUGGAUCCUUGGUGUCUGUGAUGACUCUCUUCCCAGAAGGAGGAAGCGCUCACCAACAUUAGUACAGAAUGGAUUGUGGGGAAUUCGGCGAUCUGGUUGGGAUAAUUAUAUUGUAUUGGGUCAUGAGGAAAUUAAUCCGCUGCCAAAAGUAGCACCUAGUAAGAUUGGCAUUUUUUUAGACUAUGAAAUGAGUGAGAUUUCCUUUUAUAAUGUGAAUGAUAGCUCUGUACUGUAUACUUUUAAUGAUGAUUUUACAGGGCCACUUUGGCCUUAUUUUUAUACUGGAAUGGACUCAAAACCUCUUAAAAUUUCUAGAGUAACAGAUUGUGAAUAA